This is a messenger RNA of Zymoseptoria tritici IPO323, 2428 nucleotides long. RefSeq lists its product as uncharacterized. NCBI's taxonomy places the organism in Eukaryota, Fungi, Ascomycota, Dothideomycetes, Mycosphaerellales, Mycosphaerellaceae. The coding region runs from base 358 to 2376 and encodes 672 amino acids. The transcript has 2 exons. Gene Ontology annotation, biological process: potassium ion transmembrane transport. Gene Ontology annotation, molecular function: potassium ion transmembrane transporter activity. Gene Ontology annotation, cellular component: membrane. The record is from RefSeq and is a predicted model, not a curated record.
UUCGAUCCGGACGCCAUACUGCCUGCUCAGGCUGUCUCAAGCGGCGUCGACAUCGAUGGCGGAAUCGUCUUCUCCAGAACCGUGUCGGCGUCUGCGCGACCUCAACGCACACACACGUCCAGAACGCUGGACGCUGACGAUCCGGCCGAAUCUGGACUCCGCCGACCAUCCGAUGCCAAGCGGAAACAGGUCUUCGCUGGCAGCAAGUUGAUAUUCCUCGCAUAUCAAAGCAUUGGAGUCAUCUAUGGCGACAUUGGAACGUCGCCGCUGUACGUCUUUUCGAGCGUCUUUGGCUCGACUGCGCCGAAAAGAGAUGAUUUGAUCGGGGUGCUGUCGUUGAUCAUCUGGUCAUUGAUCAUGAUGGUGACGGUCAAGUAUAUCUUGAUCAUCCUACAUGCGGACAACGAAGGUGAGGGCGGGACUUUCUCGUGCUACUCUCUGCUGUCGAGAUAUGCCCGGAUCGCCAACCGCGAUCCUCGCGAGGAGCAAUUGGUCAACAUCGAGCGACAUUUGACCAACGACAUGCGACCGGCAAAUCUCAAAGUUCGCAAUACCGUGGAAAACAGUCGUGCUUUGAAGGUUCUGCUGAAGAUUGUUGGAAUCCUAGCGGUCUCCAUGGUCAUUUCCGAUGGAGUGCUCACUCCCGCGCAGUCCGUCCUCGGCGCCAUCCAAGGUCUCACCGUUGUGACGCCCAGUAUCUCGAAUGGCACUGUUGUUGGAACAACAUGCGGCAUUCUGGUCUUGCUCUUUGCCAUCCAGCCUUUUGGAACCACCAAGAUCGGGACUGCCUUUGCUCCGAUCAUCAUCAUCUGGCUAGGUCUGCUGGCAAGCUUUGGCAUCUACAAUCUCGUACUCUACGACAGCGGCGUCUUCAAGGCGUUCAAUCCUGCCGAGGCCUUCAUGUUUCUGAUACGCAACAAAGAGAGCGGAUGGAGGUCAUUGAGCGGCAUCCUUCUCGCAUUCACGGGUGUAGAGGCGCUGUUCGCCGACCUGGGCGCAUUCUCCAUGCGAGCGAUUCAGAUCAGCUGGCUCGGAUGGUGCUUGCCUUGCCUUCUUCUCGCGUAUACUGGUCAGGCCGCUUACAUUUCAGUCCAUCCGGAAGCCUACAGCAAUCCAGUCUUCAACACUGCUCCGCCAGGAUGCCUCUAUCCGAUUCUCGUGUUUGCAAUCCUCGCCGCGAUCGUCGCCUCGCAAGCCAUCACAACGGCAACCUUCCAGCUGCUCUCCCAGAUCAUCAAGCUUUCUUACUUUCCCCAGAUCCAGGUAAAGCAUACCUCCAAGGUGUUCCACAACCAACUGUACGUCCCGCUGGUGAAUUAUCUGCUGGCCAUCGGAGCAGUGGUCGUCACCGCCGUGUAUCGAAACACCACCGCUCUUGGCAACGCAUACGGAGUGUGCGUCAUGUUUGUCACAUUCUUCGACACGCUCAUGGUCACCUUGGUCUCUCUGAUCGUCUGGCGCUUUCCUCCGUAUCUCAUCGCACUUCCAGCUCUCGCUAUCCUCUGCAUGGACGGAGCCUUCCUGUCAGCUGCAUUGACCAAGGUACCUCACGGAGCCUGGCUGACCAUUGUCAUGAGCACGGUGCUGGCAGCGAUCUUCACCCUCUGGCGCUUUGGCAAAGAGUCGCAGUGGGCCGCAGAGAGGGAGGAUCGCCUACCACUAUCGCGCUUCGUUGAGCUAGGCGAGCACGGCAGUUUCAAGCUCGCGGCCACAAAUGGACGACAAGGUGGUGAAGUAUUGUCAGUCUCCCGAGGCUUCGGCAUCUUCUUCGACAAGGGCGGCAUCAACACUCCUCUGGUAUUCAACCAUUUCAUCAACAAGCUGGUAGUCACACCCGAGGUCAUCGUGUUCUUCCAUCUCCGUCCUCUCGAAUAUCCGACGGUUCCAGCGGCCGAAAGAUUCAUCGUCUCGCAAAUCAAGUUCUUGCCAAACUGCUUCCGGGUAGUCUGCCGACAUGGAUACAUGGACGAAGUUGUAACUUCAGAUCUCGCCGCAAUCAUCUACGGCCAUGUUCAAAGCUACGUCCAGGACAAAAUCCGGCAUGAUCAGACCGCCACGCUCUCUCGGACCAGCACUCUUGAUGAGAAGACACAUAUCGACCACCCGAUCGAUAAAGAUUCGCCCGAAUUCGGAGUGGCCGAAAUCACCGCUCCCGAUCCUGCGGUGACGAUGGAACAGCUGCAACAAGCCUACGAUUAUCGUGUUCUUUACAUCAUCGGCAAGGAAGAAAUGCAUAUAAAGCGCAGCAGUCCCUUUUGGCGCAAAGCCGUGCUUGCAAUUUUCCUGUUCUUGCGGGACAACUCACGGAACAAGAUCGCAAACUUGAAGGUGCCUACCGAUCGACUUGUGGAGAUUGGCUUCGUGAAGGAUGUAUAGAUGUUGAAGAGGGCAGGAGACAUAGCACAAAUCACGACCGCCAUUUCAAACA